This is a messenger RNA of Impatiens glandulifera, 2628 nucleotides long. RefSeq lists its product as uncharacterized. The coding region runs from base 346 to 2427 and encodes 693 amino acids. Gene Ontology annotation, cellular component: nuclear pore. The record is from RefSeq and is a predicted model, not a curated record. Lineage: Eukaryota; Viridiplantae; Streptophyta; Magnoliopsida; Ericales; Balsaminaceae. The transcript is spliced from 8 exons.
UUACGUAUUCUUCUUCUCUUUUAAAUCAUGCUGUUCCCCCGCACUCAUAACCUUCCAUAAUUCAAGAGAGAGAGAGAGAGUCUGUAUUAAUGGAUGUCUCAUGUGUGUGUGUGUUUGUGUGAGAGAGUGAACGAAUUUUGAAAGAUGGCGACGCGAUCGUCGUGCCAAUGAACCUUUUUGAGAGACUCCAAGUUUAAGAGAAGAUUUCUCGAUUCAAGGGAAAGACCUGUUGAAUUCGAAUGCAGUUGUUUGGUUGGAAUAUUUACUGAUAGCGCAUUGUAUCAAGAACUUGGAUUCUAGAUUCCUAAAUGAUAGAUGUCUUUAAAGUUUAACUGAGUUUGUAUUAUGAAAGAGGUUGACAAGAAGAUAACUCCAAACAAUAAUCAGAAGAAAUAUUCUGGAAGAUCUCAAAGGAGAGAACGAAAGCUUCCACUAGAACAUGCCAGUAAUACUUUGAUUGAGAGUGAAGCUGAAUCUAAAUCUUCUUCAGAAAAACUGAAUCCCAGUCCAUGUACCCUUUCACAACCUACUACAGAGCCUGUUGAGGUGUAUAAGAACAUGGUCAUACAUUAUGCUGAUGAUGAUGAUGAUACCAGCAGAUUGGAGGAGCCAUCUCAAGAUCUAAAACCAUCUGAAGUUUCUGAAAAAGAGAAUAAGGAAGAAAUAAGCGCGAAUUCCAUUGGUUUAGAGAGGGAAGAGAAGAAAGAAAAUGGAGAACCCGAUCCAGAUGGAGAAUUGCAGAACAGCAUUGAAUCCAAUGAAGGCUUGACAGAAAUUGCCUCCUCAAAGAAUGUGAAAAUUCAUCCUUGCAGUGUUAACGGCGAACCUGUUCAUGAGGUAAAGGAAGUGGAUGUAUUGGAGGAGGCCUCAAAUGAUGAGCACAAAGAGAAACCUGGUAUGGACAAAAAAAUUGAAGAGAUGGAGAUGAGAAUUCAGAAACUUGAAGAGGAGCUAAGAGAAGUUGCUGCCCUUGAAAUUUCACUCUAUUCUGUUGUACCUGAGCAUGGAAGUUCAGCACAUAAAGUGCAUACAUCUGCUAGGAGGCUUUCUAGGUUAUACAUCCACGCUUGCAAAUAUUGGUCAUCGGACAAACGGGCAACAGUUGCAAGAAGUGCUAUCUCUGGACUUAUUUUUGUUGCCAAAUCCUCCAGCAAUGAUGUGCCAAGGUUGUCUUUCUGGUUGUCCAACACUGUUGUUCUGAGGGAAAUUAUCUCGCAAGUCUUUGGGAAUUCAUGCUCCCAUUCAAGAAUUUUUGAGGUAGCAGGUCAAGGAAAGAAAAGUGAAAGCAAGCUAUCAUCUUUGAAAUGGAAAGGUAAUUCUAAGCAGGGAUUUACGCAAUUCCUCGAUGACUGGCAAGAGACUAGCACAUUCAUAGCCACACUAGAGAAAGUUGAAUACUGGAUUUUCAAUAGGAUAGUUGAGUCUAUUUGGUGGCAGGCUUUGACUCCAAACAUGCAAUCCCCAACUGAAAAAACGAAUUCUGGUAAAAUGCUAUCGUCAGACGAUCAUGAGAAAGGAAGCUACUCGAUUGACCUCUGGAAAAAUGCGUUUGAGGAUGCUCUUAAACGACUUUGUCCAGUUCGAGCAGGCGGGCAUGAAUGUGGCUGCCUCCCUGCAUUGUCAAGAAAGGUCAUGGAACAGUGUGUUUCAAGGCUAGAUGUGGCUAUGUUUAAUGCUAUUCUGCGUGAAUCAGCUCACGAGAUUCCAACUGAUCCUUUAUCAGAUCCUAUAAUCGAUCCUAACGUUUUGCCUAUACCUGCGGGGGAUUUGAGUUUUGGUUCAGGUGCACAACUGAAAAAUUCGAUCGGAAAUUGGUCUAGAUUGCUUGUUGAGCUGUUUGGAACCAAUGAAUAUGAUUCAUCAAAGGAAAAUGAGCAGAUCAACUCAGAUGAUGAUAAUCAAGGUGGAAAUGUCGAGUCAAAACAUUUCAACCUUCUCAGUUCCCUUAGUGAUCUUUUGAUGCUUCCAAAAGACAUGCUUAUAAAUCGGCCAGUUAGAGAAGAGGUUUGUCCAUCUAUCGGUCUUCCAUUGGUCAAACGAAUACUCUGCAACUUCACCCCAGACGAGUUCUGCCCAGACCCUGUUCCUGGUGCUGUUUUAGAGUCAUUAAAUGCCGAGUGUCUGAUAGAACGCAGAAUAUCUGGAGAAUCAGCUGGAAGCUUCCCUUAUAGAGCUUCUCCGGUUAUCUAUACCCCUCCCUGUUCGAAGGACGUGGCGGAGAAAGUUGCAGAAGCAGGAACUAAAUCUCAUCAACUUUCGAGGAAUGCGUCUGUCAUACAACGAAAAGGGUAUACGAGUGAUGAGGAAUUGGAGGAGUUGCAGUCACCUCUAACAUCCUUCAUUCAGAAUUUCCCAUCAUCUCCAUCUGUUGACGUCGCUAAUGGAAGAACUGUAAGGUAUGAACUCCUUCGUGAAGUUUGGAAUUAGGCGUGAUUGUUUUCUUGUUUGUAUAUAAGGAUAAAUGCUUUUGAAUCUAGUUAAAAUUAUAAUAAAAAUCAUUUUCAGUUUGGAAUUUGAUUGGAUCCAUUAGUUUAUGAUGGGGAUUUGGUAUUGUAUUAGUAAAGACUUUUAUUUAAUUAGAAUGAAUUAAUUCUUAAUAUCAUUGAUGUCAAUUGUCAUAUUUGUAUA